Molecule: messenger RNA, 732 nt
Organism: Rhodotorula toruloides NP11
Lineage: Eukaryota; Fungi; Basidiomycota; Microbotryomycetes; Sporidiobolales; Sporidiobolaceae
Product: WW/Rsp5/WWP domain containing protein
Exons: 5
Coding region: 1-732 (243 amino acids)
Source: RefSeq, a predicted model, not a curated record
AUGGCCUCCCACGACUCGCGGCCACUCCCCGACGGCUGGAUCGAGCAGUACGACUCCAACCACCAACGGACAUUCUGGGUCGACACCAAGGCAUCCCCACCACGUAGUAUUUGGACCCACCCGCUCGACGAUCCCGAAUAUCAGUCGUCGCAGCGCGGGGGAUACGCGCCGCCGCCUGGUCCACCGCCUUCGCAUCACUCGACUUCGAACGGCUACCCUGCCGACAAACCUUCUUCGUCGCCUGCUCCGCCUGUCGGGAGCAGUUACUCGCCCGCCCCUCAGCAGUCGACCUCCUCCUAUGCGGGCGACACGAAGAAAUCCUCAAGCGGAGGCGGGUUGUUCGGCAAACUCAAGUCCAAGCUAGACAGCAAGAUGUCUGCUCAAAGUCGUCCUCCUCAGCAAGGGUACGCGAGUCAGCAACAGGGGUAUGCGGGUCAGCCGAUGUAUGGACAGCCUCAGCAGCCGAUGUAUGGCGGAUGGGGAGGGUACCCGCAGCAGGGAGGGUAUUAUCAGCAGAGGCCGGGCGGGAUGGGUGGGAUGAUGGGUGGUGGCGGAAGGAUGGGAGGCGGAGGCAUGAACCCGGCCCUCAUGCUUGGUGGUGGACUUCUCGGUGGCGCGUUGCUCGGCGGCGCACUCGCAGACUCGCAGAACGACGCGUACCAGGACGGAUACAACGACGGCCAAGACGGCGGCGAUAUGGGCGGCGGAGACGACUUUGGCGGUGACUUCUAA